AGUUCGGAAAGGGGGUAGAGAAUGAAUGAGUGAGUAUCUACCUCAUACUAGGCUUAUUAUUCCACUUCAUGCAUUAAAUAUAUUCUUGACAACUUCCUCAGUCAUUUUGAGCUCUGUGAGGUGAGCAGAGACUGACAGGGAAUAUACGGAAUAAGGCGUCAGCCGUCAUGUUGAUGAAAUCACUCGCUUGUCAGAUUUUAGUGCACGAUGUGGACCGGACUGGAACUGACUUAUAUAGAAGUGCUGCAAGUGAGACAGAGAUUCAGAGGAAAAUUUUAGAUGAUGCAAUCUGACAUUCUGUCUUUGCCAAAAAAAAAAAAAGUGGUAGUAAAUAAAUCUCUACUGUAAACAGCUAUAAAAUGCCAGGCGGUCGAGUCGUGCAUAAUGAGAAGUGAUAGACUGUGAGGCGGAUAGUUUUAAAGGCUGACUAUCGAUGGGCUUUUUUGAAUAAAUGGCUCUGAAAAAGACACAACUAUUUACUGCUCCGGGACUCCGUUUCGUGUGCAAGUUAAACUUUGGUCAGGAGUCCAUUGUCUCCAGUGUCUAUCAUUUAAUGGCCACUUUGACAUAAUGAAUGAAGCGGUCCCACCUUCUGUCCUCCAGAAAGGCUCCACUCUUAUCGCCUUUCACAAUCACACUGGAGGAGCUCAGCCAAUCAGGACUCGGUAACGUACGCCCAAAAGCAAAAGAGGGAAAGGAGUUAUUGUUUUCCUUCUGCCUUUUAAUGAAGUUUACCCUGUCGGUCUUUCAGGAAAAUGUUAGUAGUUGGGACAAACUUUGCAAAGAGCUCUGGAGCUUACUCAGAAGGAGCAAGUUCAUGAUAACGAGGGAACCGAGGAUAACGAGGAAUGGCCGGAUCUCCGUCACGACAUCUUGGAUUUGGCAAUUCAGGGAAGAGUUUUCUUAUCGAUAAUUUGCUUCGUCCUGACGAUAAAUCGCCUCCUGCACAGGUCCUACCUGCUGUCAACCAGAAAAGAUGCCUUUCUACGCUGGUGUGUGGGCCACGGGGACUCGCUCCUAAAAGCUCCUGGGUGCCUUCACAUGCUCAACUGAGUAACACUCAUCGAGAGCUGGAGAGAGAGUCACUCCAGACACGUUCAGUGUUGAGUGGUGUGCUGUUGUGUGGGUCUCCUGUUGUUCACCCCUGUUAUAGCGGCUCCGGCCCGCUGACGUGCUCUCCUCCUCUUCUCUGCAAAGGGACGAGUCCUGCAGUAUGGAGUUCUGGCCCAUGCCCUAAACAACAGCACAGAGGUAUCCUGAGGAGAGCCGUGUUCUCUGAACAGCAGAGAAGAGAACUUGAGAAAAUGUUCCGCAGACAGAAAUACAUCAGUAAGACAGAUCGGAACCGACUGGCCACAGAACUCUGUCUGAAAGAAACUCAGGUAAAGAUAUGGUUCCAGAACCGAAGAAUGAAGUGGAGGAACUCGAAGGAGAGAGAAAGCCUGAGCUCCAGGCCACCUAUGGAAGAGCUCUUGUUUAGGAGCAUCCCAGAAAACGGAGAAAUGCUGCAUACACAAACAUUCUCCAGAAGAGAGCGUCGCAUGUCUCAAACACCUGCUGACAAACACCUAAACCGUCACACACACCUAUCUGCUAAUGUUCAGAGAUAAAUGGUGUACAAUUUAGUCAGAAGUUCUUUUUUUUUGAAGCCUUAGUUCUUUUAGUA
Messenger RNA from Tachysurus fulvidraco (yellow catfish), 1666 nucleotides. RefSeq names its product developing brain homeobox 2 (gene dbx2). Gene Ontology annotation, biological process: regulation of transcription by RNA polymerase II. The coding region runs from base 849 to 1610 and encodes 253 amino acids. The record is from RefSeq and is a predicted model, not a curated record. The transcript has 4 exons. Gene Ontology annotation, molecular function: DNA binding; DNA-binding transcription factor activity, RNA polymerase II-specific. NCBI's taxonomy places the organism in Eukaryota, Metazoa, Chordata, Actinopteri, Siluriformes, Bagridae.